Messenger RNA from Nicotiana tabacum (common tobacco), 540 nucleotides. Lineage: Eukaryota; Viridiplantae; Streptophyta; Magnoliopsida; Solanales; Solanaceae. The record is from RefSeq and is a predicted model, not a curated record.
AUGCAAGCUAAUAUUUGCUAUGACACUUUGGCUUGGGUUCUCUUUGACGUAGUAGAAUACCAUUUCCUUACCUUGCUCUGUCAUGGUUUGAUAAGUUGCUCUGGCUGGAUUUUUUUGUGGAGCAACGCUAGCGCCUUCAUUCACAAAUCUGCACCACACAUUCCGAAAGUUCACAUCCCCGAGAAACCUGUAUUGGAGUUUGCCACUGGUCUUAGGAAUGAGAUCAACCGUGCCUUUGUAGUUCUGACGGAAAUUGUAGCUGGAAGGGAUCUAAAGAUGUUCCUUAUGGAUAAGGGAUCAUUUAACAAAUCUUGGAUGCUGCACGAAGUUGUUGAUAUGCCAAAUUAUAUAUCAUCAUAUAUCUCAAUGAUNCGUGCAUUUAACAAAUCUUGGAUGCUACACGAAGUUGUUGAUAUGCCAAAUUAUAUAUCAUCAUAUGUCUCAAUGAUAUUAUCUAGGAUUGUAAGUUCUUACUGGAUCAUCGUAAUAGUUAUUGGGACAUGCGUUUUUGUGGUGCAUGGACUCGUAUACGAAGAUUGA